This is a messenger RNA of Mercenaria mercenaria, 9869 nucleotides long. RefSeq names its product short transient receptor potential channel 7-like. Gene Ontology annotation, cellular component: membrane; cation channel complex. The transcript has 20 exons. The record is from RefSeq and is a predicted model, not a curated record. Bases 461 to 3844 code for a protein of 1127 amino acids. NCBI's taxonomy places the organism in Eukaryota, Metazoa, Mollusca, Bivalvia, Venerida, Veneridae. Gene Ontology annotation, molecular function: protein binding; inositol 1,4,5 trisphosphate binding; store-operated calcium channel activity. Gene Ontology annotation, biological process: calcium ion transmembrane transport; regulation of cytosolic calcium ion concentration; manganese ion transport.
AAAGAGGCGCGAUGUACAUUGGUUAAUUACUGCAACAGUUUUUGAAAUCGACUGAGCUAAAUCAUAACCACAGUGUUCAAAUUACUCUUUCAUCAAUGAAUGCCGAAGAUAUUUUCUAAUAGUGUUAUACAGUGAACAUGCGAGCUGCGAAAAAGCUUGUUUUUCAUUGCGUAUUGAGAAGCAGAAAUAAUGCUUAUUUGAACACGGACUUUUUCUUCAUAAAUUCUUUGAUUUAAAGACACACAGAUAGUGCCACAUACUGCAGUAAAAUAAUAAACAGAUGUUAUUUUUUAAUUUGUGGAAAAAAACUAGCGAUAUUUAUGAUAGAAUUAAUGAGACAUGUAUGAUGACAGAUACUCAGUUCGCUUAAGUGGGGACAUUACAGAGUUGGGUGAUAGUGAAGAAGUAUUUGAGAGGAAAUGUCCGGCGGAGCUUGCCGGUUUAAAUAACAACAAUUAAAAUGAUGAUAAUGGAAGACUUAGAAGAGUGGGAAAAAUGGGGUAGCGAAUACGGUACGACGGCGGACCAUAAAAGGUCAUCAGCCAUGCCCUCCCAAGGGUCACUCUUUACAAAUUUUGAGGACGUUCAGCUGACCGAUGAGGAACGUGUUUACCUAAAUGCCGCCUACCUUGGUGAUCUGGGUGUCCUCCGGCAGUCCGUAGAAGAUGCUGCAGAAUCUUCUCUCAAUGUCAACUGCCUUGACUACAUGGGAAGGAGUGCGCUCCAUAUUUCCAUCGACAGUGAAAAACUCGAUGUGAUUGAAGUCCUUCUGGACAACCUAAGUUUUAAUUGCAUCGAGGAGUCACUUCUUCAUGCUAUAAGUAAGGGCGCCACGAAAAUCGUCAAGAUUAUUACUGAGCAUCCAAACUUUAUGGCUGGCGAGGACAGACUAAAGAGACUAGGUGUUGGUGAGGCAUUCUUCCGGACAGAAGAAAAGAGUCAGUUUUCUCCAGACAUUACCCCUCUUAUAUUAGCUGCUCAUUAUAACAAUCAUGAAAUCAUACAAAUGUUCCUUUCACGUAAUCAUAGAAUAGAAAAACCUCAUCCAAUUUCAUGUACAUGUAACGAUUGUGUGACAAAACAGAAUUAUGAUUCACUCAAAAGGUCAAGGUCUCGACUAAAUGCCUACCGGGCACUUGCAAGUCCAGCAUAUAUGGCUCUAUCCAGUCCGGAUCCCAUCAUGACAACGUUCGAAUUGAGGCAAGAAAUGAUGAAAUUAGCAGAAAUAGAGAAAGAGUUCAAGAGCGAAUACCUCAGUUUAGUUGAAAAGUGUAUGAAUUUUGCAUGCGAGUUGAUGGACUUGUGCCGAGGGACACAGGAGGUAGAGGCCGUGCUCAGUGAAGGAAGUGAUUGCUCCUCGGACAAUGGCAAGCGAGAUCCACUGGCGAGAUUAAAAAUGGCCAUCAGGUACCAGGAGAAGAAGUUUGUUGCUCAUCCAAAUUGUCAGCAGCAUAUGACAAGUAUAUGGUACGGUUCAGAGAUGGGAUUCCUUCAGUCGUUUAACUGGCUCAGAGAGAGUGUAUAUGCUAUCCUGUUUCUACCUGCGAUACCCUUCCUCUGUGCAGUAUAUGUUAUUUUUCCAAAUUCCAAGCUCGGUUCUAUUAUGCGAUGCCCUGUGACAAAAUUUUUCACUCAUACUACUUCACAUAUUUGUUUCCUUAUAUUACUGGCUGUGGCCACAUUCCGGCUCUCCGAGGGUAAUGUAUCCAUAGGGUCAACUAAAGACAUGAAGGAUUCGCAUUACUCCCAUCUUUCAGAGGAGGAGAAGAUAGAAAGUUUAUUAAAAGAAACUCUCAGACCUGCAAGCACCUUAUUAACACAUGUACAAAUUUGUAUUGUAUUUUGGAUAUUAGGCUUAUUGUGGAUAGAGUGUAAACAGAUAUACAGCUCAGGGGGUCUGUCUUACUUCACAAACUACUAUAAUUUUAUGGACUACAGUGUCUUAUCCAUGUAUCUAGCGUCUUACGUGCUCAGAUUCUUUACUGAAUACGUCGUAUCAGACGCUGACAAUUUUUUUCAAGGCACCUUGCGAGCACGUGCCCUGUUAAGGCAGGGUAAUCACUCUCAUUUCAACCUACUGCUGGAUGAAAUCAAAGAUUCCAAAAAUCAUCCAAGAAACUAUUUCAUGGAAGCAUCGCGUUUCAAGUGGAAAAUGGACGACCCGGAGAUAGUUUCUGAUGUUUUGUUUGCCAUUGCUAAUGUGAUAAGCUUUGCCCGAACUACCUACCUCAUGCCAGCGUUCGAGGUGCUGGGACCUCUACAAAUAUCGCUGGGCAGGAUGAUCGGUGAUAUCACUAGAUUCAUGGUGCUCUUCACACUUGUACUGUUUUCGUUCAUGGUAGGUCUUCACAAUUUAUACUGGUAUUACGGUACACAGCGGAUUAAGAUGAAAGUGAACGAUCAUACAGUGUUUGUGUAUGCAGCGGAAGCAUUCCAAGGGUUAAAGCAAACGUUUUACAGCUUAUUUUGGUCAAUAUUUGGACAAGUUAGCAUUACGGAUAUCAACGUCAAGCAUCCAGGACCAGGCGGAGUUCGUCAGUGUAUGCUUCUGGACAGUGACCGUAACAAAAUCCUUUGUACGGACGGACCAAUCAAAAACGGGUCCAGGGCAGUAUUUAGUGCUGGGCAGGGUCCAGGUGCCGCCAUGACAGAAAAUAGCACCGAUAUUGUUGAAGGUGUCGGUCUUUUCCUGUUUGGAAUCUACCAUGUCGUUAUAAUAAUCGUCCUCAUUAAUAUGCUGAUAGCUAUGAUGAGUCAUUCCUUCGAAGCUAUUCAAGGUGACUGUGAUGUGGAAUGGAAGUUUGCGAGGACAAAGUUGUGGAUGAAUUACAUGGAUGACGGGAGCACAUUGCCAGUACCAUUCAACAUGAUUCCCUCUCCAAAAUCAUUCUGUUACCUGUGGAAGUGCGCUCGAGACCUGUGCAUAGGCAACAAGAAUGGCAAGAGAGAAUAUGAAAGAAAAAUAAGAAAAACGUUUAUAAAGAGCACAUGGCAAAACAAUGUCAACAUGAAUGUUUUAAUGAAAAAUCAUGAAAUGGAAUCAAAUUUCAAGUCGAGUAGUGCCAGUCUACAGAGGCGACGGGAAACGGUAUGCAAAACAUUAGAACUGAAACCGGAUGAUACCUCAUAUUCGGAUAUUAUGCAGCGUCUGGUUAAGAGAUACCUGUUCAAACUGGAGAGAGCGAAGGAUGAAACUGAACGAUGUGAGAACAUCUCCAGAUUUAACAGAUAUAAUUUAAAAGACAGUGCAGCAAAUAUUCAGAAUAUACGGACGGAAGAGAUUGAACUGAUUGAUGAAGACGAUGUUCCACCGCCAGUUCCUGACACUCCUCGCCGUAUACAGUUUGAUCGGGCAUACGACACACAACAGCCCAUACCUGAAGAUCAGGAGACAAGUCAAAACAAUUUCAGAAAUACUAGAGGGUCGUCCAUGCGCAAGCGCAAAGGAGGAGGGCGUGGUCAAGGGAGAAAAAUUUCUCACGGUGCAACCCAGAUUGCAACAACUUUAGCAAUACCACAACUUGACGCUAUACAAAGACAACAGAAACUGCUGGAUGUAAGAUUACAACAUCUUCAGGCAAGCAGUAAAGAAAACAAUAGAAUUAUUGACGAUGUUGAAUUCCUACGGCGUGUUAUGACUGAAAAUCAGAAAGCCAUGUUUAACAUUAUCCAUGCACUUGGCAAUAUGCAGAGCGAGAUAGUGUCGCUGGUAAAGUGUCUGUCCCCGGCGGCAUCGACUCCACCGCCAACAGCUAAUGCUCAUAAUGUAUCGAAUUCGGUCUCUAAAUCAAGUACAUCCAAAAAGCGCAUGAGCGCACAAGAUGACGAGGAAAGUAGAUUUUAAGAUGUUAUUAGCUUUGAUAUCUUUUGAAGUUAUGGUUUAACGUUAGUAAAUCGAUCACUUAACAUUUAGUUUAUAGUCAGCUCACCCCGUGAUUCCAGUACGUAUAAUCCGUUUAAACACAAGUGUUUUAAGUUCUCGCCGAGAAUCGCAUCAAAGUUGUUCUCUAUGGCAUACUUGCCAAGAGUUUUAAGAUAUAAGCGAUAUUAACAAUAGUCAAAUAAGAACAACACACUCUAGGGCAUUUAUAAACUAACGAACUGAGCGUUACUGUAAGAAAACCAGCAGAAAGGUUUUUCGCCCAAUGUGGAUCCAGAUCAGCCUGCACAUCCGUGCAGUCUGAUUGGGAUACAUACUGUUCGUUAAUCAGUCAGCUGAAUACAAGUGCUGAAAUUGAUAAACUAGCAGUAUGGAUGUGGGCAUAAAUGAACAGAAUGGCUAUGCACUGACCUGGAUCAUUCAUGGUCGCAAAACCUUAACGUUGGUUUACAUGCAGGGUUCUCUCUAUAUAUCAAUGUUCUGGAAAAAAUACAUGCAUAUAUGUAUUCUUGCCUUUCAGUUCAGUACUAUUACUCGUCACAACAUGAGAUCAAUUGUCAAGCAACAUUUAAGAUAGUGAUAUUGCACAAACUCUUAAAAUAGCUUUUUCUGAAAAUUUUGUACAGUUAUUUAAGAAACUGUUCAAGAUGACUUGACAAGUGUUCAGUAUGAUCUAUUUAUUGAGUAAAAUGACAUGGAUGAAAAAUGAUACAAAUAUGUUGCGAUAUGUGUCUCAAACAUUCAUUAAUAUUUUUUAAUCUUGACUAGAUAAUCACUAUUCACUUAAGAUCUAUUUAUUAAAAUAAGGUUGGAUUUUUAGGGUGUGCUUUAUGAUGUAAUGGUGUAAUAUUUGCUUUGGUCAGUAUUUUUGUUUCUUUCUGUCUCAUAUCUCAUCUUACUGCACGUACAAUUAAUGGGCACUUGCUCUGGUGUUAGGAAAACGUCUACAUUUUUGUGUUAACGGUGUUUAGCGUUACGUUUGGCUUUUCAGUUUUUGUUGUUAUUUUUUGUUAUCCUGAAACCAAUGAAAACAUUUUUUUUUCAGUAACUUACCGCAGUACUUUAUUGUUUAAUUAAAUAAUAAAAACGAAGCAAUCCAUCUUAUGUUAUACAUGUACUUGCUGGAAAUAUGUUGAAGCGUUCUAUUUUAUUAAAAUGACUAAAUUGAGACUUGAUAUCUGUGCUAUUUUUGUAGCAAGUGGAAAUUAGAUUAACGUACUAACUAACGUUAUAUGAAGGUGUAUGCUACAUCAAAACUGUUAGUAGGUAUACCGGUGAUGGACAUUUUUAGGUUAAUUGCUUUUCGCCCCGUCUUAUUUUUUUUUUCUUGUUAUCUAGCGCAAUUUACAAUCCGAAACAAAGUUAUGUUUGAGCUAGACGUAAUACCCGGUAACUCUUACUGUUGUUUUGCAAUUAAUCGACAGUUUUCGCCAAAAUCUCAAAUUUACAGCAGUGUAUAAUAUAUAACUUGACAAGUUCAUCGUAAUACAAAAUAUCAGCAUAACUAUAAAGUGUCGCUUUAAGGGAACUUUAUUUCUCCUUUAAAUGGAGAUGUUGGGGUCUAAUUGUCCGUCAGUCUGUCUGCCUGUUUGUCCGCCUAUCUUUUACAAUUUCUUUUCCUGAUAAUUCCUGUUGUUAUAAUCUGUUUUUGAUCAAACCGGUGUGGUCGUUCGAUUAAGUUUUAGCGGGGAUGUGGGAUUUAUUUAUCGCUUGUGGAAUCUCCUUCUGCACCUACCGUCAGGUUUUGUUUAAACUCAGUAGAAAUGAUCAGUCUAUAUGCGCAUAGUGCAAGGUAUUUUGGUGGUUUGGGAUUGAUUUUUUUUUCAUUUAUUUUUUUCGUUUCCGGUAACUGCUUUUACAUAUUUAAUCAGAUUUUCUUGAAACUUAGCAGAAACGAUAAUACAACGUAAAAUUGUGCAUAUUAUCAGACGGUAAAGGUUAAUUGAUUUCAUGUUGUUAUGACCGUUUUAAGAAUAUUUAUUUUCGUUUUCGGAAAACUUCACCAAUUUUUUUUCUUCGGUUUUGUGUAUAUUUGGUACAAAGCAAGAUCUUGUUUUGUUUUGUGAAUGUUCUUCUCUUGAAUGACUGUUUACAUUUCUUCGGACUUAAUUAGAUUUUUUGAUAUGCUGUGACCCGGCUUACAUUUUCCAAAUAUUUUCAUCCUCUUGAAUUUGCAAUUACUCUUUUGAGAAAGGAAGGUAAAACAACAUUUAUUUUGGUGUCCCAGCUUCCAUUUUCCAAAUAGUUUCAUACCCGCUAUUAAUCUUUUGAGAAAAGAAGAGGAAACGUUACAUUUAUUUGGAAAAAGAAACUAUUUUUAUGGAUUUUCUGUGACGAAAUGAAAGUAUCUAGAAAUAUUAUUUUCUAAUUAUGUAACAAAAGCUCAAGGAAACGUCCUUGUAAGAAUGGUCAACAAGAAUGCAUCACGUCUCAGAAUAUCUCUACAUAUGAGACUUUAAUUAUUGGUGAACAUGCGAAAUUUUGAGAUUAUUUCUUAAGGCAAAAACUACUUAAACAUAUUUAUUCUCAUUUCAUGAAUAUCUUAUUUCUAAAGUAAUUAUUUUGACGUAUAAUAUUCCUAUUUUCUCUUUAAAAAAACGAAGAGGAAUGGCUUUGUGAAAAUGUUCAGUACCCAUUACAUACCUCAAAACUGUCAAUAAAAUAUUACUUUGUUAUCAUUAGGAAAAAAAAACAAGUGCACGUAGAGACUGGCUUUCUGAUCAAUCUAAUCUGAAACAUUGUUGUUCGUGAAUUGCAUCUUAUUUUGGUAGAUCAAGAGAGACAACAUAAAGUAUCCCAAUUAAAGGUCUCCGAGGGUGGUAGUAGGAUGUCUUGAAUUCUUAAAGAAUACAUGUUUAUCAAAUUAAUACCAGUUUAAUGACCAAAAAUGUAAAUUUCCCAUUGAGACAGUCACAGUUUCGAAAAAUAUAUUUUAAGAAAAUUGCAUGGAAAAAAAUGUUACAUGUUAAGACAACUAAGAUAAGACUGAAUGUUCUCUUUUUCAAAUGAUACCAAAAUGGCUGCCAUUUACAGUGGCAAAAUAUCCAAUCUAAUCUUUUUAUGCCCCCGAAGGUGGGCAUAUUAAAAUCGCACUGUCCGUCCGUGCGUCCGUGUAAAUUCUUGUUCGAGCUGUAACUCUGCCAUCCACGAAGGGAUUUUGAAAUAAUUUGGCAUAAAUGUUUACCAUAACGAGACAAUGUGUUAUGCGCAAGACCCAUAUACCUAGCACCACGGUAAAAGUCACAUUUAGAAGUCAAAGGUUAUCAGGGUCUGUUUCGUGUCCGGAUCAUAGCUCUGCCAUCGAUGAAGGGAUUUUAAAAUUCCUUGGCAUAAAUGUUCCCUAUAUUAAAAUAACAUGUCAUGAGCAAGACUCAGACCCCUAGAUCCAAGGUCAAUGACACACUUUAAAGUAAAACGUUAACAGGGUCUGCAUCUUGUCCGGUCAAUAACUCUGCCAUUCAUCAAGGGAUUUUAAAAGUACUUGGCACAAAUGUUCCCUAUAAUGAGUUGAUGUUUCAUGCGCAAGAUUCAGACCCCUAGCUCCAAGAUCAAUGUUACUUUUUGAGAACAUUUUUGUCCAGUCACAAAACGAUUCAUACCUAAACUAUUUUGGCAUAUUUUGCGCAGACAACUGUAGCAUUCUUGGGCACGCUUCGGGAGCAUUUGUCACUAAGUGACAGCUUUUGUUUGACAAAAAAUUCAGAACUAAUCCAGAUAUUUUGAAAUAUUACCACAUACACACAGACCACUCACAUACUCUUAAUUAGAUAUAUGUAAAGCAUAAUUUACUUGCUCAUAAAGUCUGUUUAUUUUACAUUUAUCCGACUGCAAAGAAAACAAAAUAACAUUACAAUGUUUUGUACAAAAAAAGAAAACGUAAUAUAGUUCUGAAUAUUGGAAACUGACUGUGAAAUUACCUCUCCCUGGUUCUUUAUUCAUAUUAUUCCUAGAAUACUCGAUAUAUUAUAUGUCGUCCUGUUAAUUAACAACGGUAAUAAUUGAUGGAUUGGAAUAUGUGUUUAUGAAUUUAAGACUCUCUCUGCACGUCGUAAGGUGAUACAGAAUGCGUUAUUUGAAAUAGAGCUUUAUGCCUUGUGAUAUUUUAGGUUGUUGAUUGACUUUUCAAAAAUGACUUAUAAUUCUUAAUGAUUUAGUCUAAAAAUAACAAAAUAAUCUAAAACUGCAUUGCACGUAUUAGUUUUAUUUUGACGAGAAAGGAGAAAGUUUCCUCUUCACGUUCCUGCAUUUCAUGAAAAUAACUUGAGACAUAUUUGUGCAUCUUGUUCGGUGAUAGUUGAAAAAACAUAUAUCACAAUUUACGUACAUAGCAUAUUUGCUUUGAGGGUUUUGCCACUGAAUUACCAUUUUUGUCACUGCGUUUGUAUUUUCAUAUGUAUCAUUGUAGCUCUCGUUUGUUAUUAGAAAAUUUUCCAGGCUUCUUUUUUCUUUAUUUCUUCUUUAUUUCGCUUUAAGAACAAUGUGAUAAUGGAACUAAAGAGAAAACGUAAUAUUAUAUGGCAGUCUGAUUAAAUCAAUAUCGUUACUUCAGUUAGGUUACAUUUCAUGGCAAUAUCCAUACUUAUAGUUUACAAGUAGUAUAAACAUGCAAUUAAAAACCAGACACUUUCAAAUUUUUGACUCAUUUAUUGAUUUACUAUGUCAAAUUAUGCAGUAUCUAUUUUAUGAAUCAAUUAAAUAGAUCAUUUCCUUGGUUACAUGAAGGUUGUUUAUAGUUACUUACAGUUUUACUUGUUACACUUUAUCUAAGUUUUGUUAUAUGACUUUUUCAUAUAAAUUCCCGGUCCAUAGUUUGCGCAAUUAGCAGGUCUAUUUUUCAAUCUCAAUUUUACUCAUUCUCGCAUACCAGAGGUUUACCAUGGUUCCCUAGCUGAUUUUGACGAACCUCUGUUGAAUGAGAUUGAAUUCUACUGGGUUAAAGUCAAAACUUAAAGAAAAACAAAAUAUAAAAAUCAGUUUCUGGUGAUAUGUAAUAAAAUAUCUAUAUGACUUUAGACAACAGUUUUGACCUUUGGUUGUUAAGCCAUUCAAUGAGUGUAUAAUAGAUCACAUAUUUUAGGCUUCAUUUUCACUUUGCUUCGCUCCGUUGCUGCAAAACUUAAUAAUAUUAGAAUGUUAAUAAAUAUAUUGAUCUAUAUCCUAUACAAAUGUAUCUUCACUAACAUGUAUAAUGAUACAAAGUAUAGUACCUUUCAGUCAUAGGCUUAUAAGGCAUAAAUUGACUUUGAUCUGGUUCCCAUGACAACAAGUUCUAAAAAGGUAAUAAUUAACCUGUAUAUAAACUCGUCUGUAAAUAAAUUAUUUAAAGUAAAGAGGACAUUUAUCACAGAUUGUUCUGGAAUAAUUUACAAAAAUCGAAAUUUAAUGCUCUCUUUAAGUUGUCGUCGUCCAAACAGAAAUUAUUCUCUUGCAUAAAAUAAGUAGUUUUUACAGGCAGUAGCAACAUAAAUGUUAUUUGUUACCAACGUAUGAAAUGAGCCAGACAGUUUAUGCAUGCAUGAAAACCUAACAUAAAACUAAUUAUAAACGAAUGUACUUUGUAGAAUUUUUGUUGUGCAGAACUACCUUAACCUAAUGAUAUUUUCCCCAUUUAUUCAGUCUAAGAAAUGUUUAUGGUAGUGGGAUUGGUUGUUACUUAGUUUCAGCACUUUUGCAGUUACUGCACUAUUCUCUGAUGUCUUUAUAAAUGCAAUACAUAUUAAGCCGCAUAAAUUCUUUGGAAAGUGUGUCUUGUUUUAUUCAUGUAGAAUUUCUAUUUGUAUGCCUUUAAACAGUUAUUUCCAAUUACAAAGUCAAUGCUGAAACUGUAUUUAAACAGCAAGUUUAUCCUUAAUGUUGUUAUAUAAAAAUUAAAAAAAAAGUUUUCUGAGUAAUAAAAUUUGAUAACGUCUAUAUUCAUUUUGUUAAGUUUGUUUGUUGGAAACUAGUUUUAUCAUAACUUACUGUACAAAUAAAUAUUUAUUACUGCUUU